Sarcophilus harrisii (Tasmanian devil) is the source of this 13544-nucleotide messenger RNA. RefSeq names its product glutamate ionotropic receptor NMDA type subunit 2A (gene GRIN2A). Gene Ontology annotation, biological process: long-term synaptic potentiation; excitatory postsynaptic potential; synaptic transmission, glutamatergic. The transcript is spliced from 15 exons. Gene Ontology annotation, cellular component: plasma membrane; postsynaptic density membrane; postsynaptic membrane. Bases 746 to 5257 code for a protein of 1503 amino acids. Gene Ontology annotation, molecular function: NMDA glutamate receptor activity; transmitter-gated monoatomic ion channel activity involved in regulation of postsynaptic membrane potential. The record is from RefSeq and is a predicted model, not a curated record. Lineage: Eukaryota; Metazoa; Chordata; Mammalia; Dasyuromorphia; Dasyuridae.
UUUUUUUUGCCAUUGCUGGAAAGCAUUGCAGCGAGUCGGGCGCGCCCUUCUGAUUCUGGGCUGGAAGCUGAGAAUCGGGAGCUGAGAUCAGAAUAUGGGGCUGGACUGCAGAGAAGCUGAGAGCAAUCUCUCCUCAUUCUCCCACUCUUCUCUCCUCGUUUAGCUCUGCCCUCUGACAGAGAACGCGGGGAUCCCCUGCUAUCUCCUCCCCCCGCCCCACACGCACGCACACACGGGUGCGCGCGCCCCGAAAGACUAGUCUGCGGAGAGGGAGCUCUGUGGUGUCGGAAUAGCUGAGUUCUCAUAGCUGCUUCUGUCCAGAGAGAAGCAGAGCGUGGAAUCCCCGAGCAUAGACUCUAAAAGGAACGUGUAGCUACUGGGAAGAGAAGGGAAAGAAGACAGGGACUAGGGGAGAUCUCGGCUGGUUCAUGGGGGCCGGGGAGCACUAAAAACUGGAGCCGCGGGGCCGCGUUUUUCAGCCCCGGAGAUGACUUGGAAGAGCUGCCUUUGGGAACUAUGUGGAGGGUGGCUGCGAGCCCUGCUACAAAAUCUCCGGCUGGGAUAGCCGCCUCCAGUGGGGGCUAUGCGGGCAGCGCCGGACGGCCAAGGGAGCGCGCUGGGGUGGCAGGAUGGGAGAGCCCCCUAACCUCGGCUGCUGCUGAGGCGGCCGAAAUGCUCGACUGCGCAGCGCGCCCCACCGCAGCCUCGACCUUCUCCGGCGAUCCUGGGAUCGCAGCUGGCGACCAUGGGCAGACUGGGCUACUGGGCGUUGCUGGUGCUGCCGGCUCUGCUGGUGUGGCGAAGCCCUGCACGAGCUCGCGCGGAGAAGGGGCCCCCGGCGUUGAACAUCGCGGUGCUUCUGGGCCGGAGCCACGAUGUAACAGAGAGGGAUAUCCGUAACCUGUGGGGCCGGGAGCUGGCAAGUGAGCUAGCGCUCGACGUGAAUGUGGUGGCCAUGUUGGUCAACCUUACAGACCCCAAGAGUCUCAUCACCCAUGUCUGCGACCUCAUGUCUGGCGCCCGCAUCCAUGGGCUUGUGUUUGGGGAUGACACGGACCAGGAAGCCAUCGCACAGAUCUUGGAUUUUAUCUCCUCACAGACCUUCAUCCCCAUCCUGGGGAUUCAUGGUGGUGCCUCCAUGAUCAUGGCUGAUAAGGACCCGAUGUCUACCUUCUUCCAGUUUGGAGCUUCCAUCCAGCAGCAAGCCACUAUUAUGAUGAAAAUUAUGCAGGAUUAUGACUGGCAUGUCUUCUCUGUGGUGACUACCACCUUUCCUGGCUACCGGGACUUCAUAAGCUUCAUCAAGACCACGGUAGACAACAGCUUUGUCGGCUGGGACAUGCAGAAUGUGAUAACCCUGGAUACUUCCUUUGGGGACGCCAAAACACAAAUUCAGCUAAAGAAAAUCCAUUCCUCUGUCAUCCUGCUUUACUGCUCCAAGGAUGAAGCCGUUCUGAUUCUCAGUGAGGCUCGCUCUCUGGGCCUGACGGGCUACGAUUUCUUUUGGAUUGUUCCAAAUUUGGUUUCUGGCAACACAGAACUCAUCCCCAAAGAGUUUCCUUCAGGCCUCAUUUCAGUCUCAUAUGAUGACUGGGACUACAGUUUAGAGCAAAGAGUAAGAGAUGGGCUGGGGAUUAUCACCACUGCUGCCUCCUCCAUGUUGGAAAGGUAUUCAUUCAUUCCUGAAACCAAGACCAGCUGCUAUGGACAAAUAGAGAAACCUGAGGUUCCUCUGCAUACCCUACACAAAUUCAUGAUCAAUGUGACAUGGGAAGGCAAAGACUUGUCUUUCACAGAAGCAGGGUACCAAGUGCACCCCAGGUUAGUGGUGAUUGUGUUGAACAAGGACCGAGAAUGGGAAAAGGUGGGGAAAUGGGAGAACCAAACCCUGAGUCUGACACAUGCCGUGUGGCCGAGAUACAAAUCGUUUGCUGACUGUGAGCCGGAUGAUAACCAUCUGAGCAUCGUUACUCUGGAAGAAGCUCCAUUUGUCAUUGUGGAAGACAUAGACCCAUUGACUGAGUCCUGUGUGCGAAACACUGUGCCAUGUCGGAAAUUUGUCAAAAUCAACAAUUCAACCAACGAGGGGACCAAUGUAAAGAAAUGCUGCAAGGGCUUCUGUAUUGAUAUCCUGAAGAAGCUAUCUCGUACUGUGAAGUUCACCUAUGACCUCUACCUGGUGACCAAUGGGAAGCAUGGGAAGAAAGUCAAUAACGUAUGGAAUGGAAUGAUUGGGGAAGUGGUAUACCAUCGAGCAGUCAUGGCAGUAGGGUCUCUCACAAUUAAUGAGGAACGUUCAGAAGUGGUGGACUUUUCUGUUCCUUUUGUGGAGACAGGAAUCAGCGUCAUGGUUUCACGAAGUAAUGGCACAGUAUCUCCAUCUGCCUUUCUAGAACCUUUUAGUGCUUCUGUAUGGGUGAUGAUGUUCGUGAUGCUCCUCAUUGUGUCUGCCAUGGCUGUUUUCAUAUUUGAAUACUUCAGUCCAGUUGGCUAUAACAGGAGCUUAGCCAGAGGGAAAGCUCCACAUGGACCUUCUUUUACUAUUGGAAAAGCUAUAUGGUUGCUCUGGGGCCUGGUCUUCAAUAAUUCUGUGCCUGUUCAGAACCCGAAAGGGACCACCAGCAAAAUCAUGGUGUCUGUUUGGGCCUUCUUUGCGGUCAUUUUCCUGGCCAGUUACACUGCCAACCUGGCUGCCUUCAUGAUUCAAGAGGAAUUUGUUGACCAGGUGACUGGCCUAAGUGAUAAAAAGUUUCAGAAGCCUCAUGAUUAUUCCCCCCCUUUUCGGUUUGGCACAGUUCCUAAUGGGAGCACAGAAAGGAACAUCAGGAAUAAUUACCCUUACAUGCAUCAGUAUAUGACCAAAUUCAAUCAGAAAGGAGUUGAGGAUGCACUGGUCAGCUUAAAAACAGGAAAGUUGGAUGCUUUCAUCUAUGAUGCUGCAGUGCUGAAUUACAAGGCUGGGAGAGAUGAAGGCUGCAAACUGGUGACAAUUGGGAGUGGCUAUAUCUUUGCUACUACUGGGUAUGGCAUCGCCCUCCAGAAAGGCUCUCCAUGGAAGAGGCAGAUCGACCUGGCCCUUCUUCAGUUUGUUGGUGAUGGAGAGAUGGAAGAGCUGGAGACACUUUGGUUGACAGGAAUCUGCCACAAUGAGAAGAAUGAAGUGAUGAGCAGCCAACUGGAUAUUGACAACAUGGCGGGAGUUUUCUACAUGCUUGCUGCUGCUAUGGCACUCAGCCUCAUCACCUUUGUCUGGGAACAUUUGUUUUACUGGAAACUCAGGUUUUGCUUCACUGGAGUAUGCACAGACAGGCCAGGACUGUUGUUCUCCAUCAGCAGGGGCAUUUACAGCUGCAUUCAUGGAGUGCACAUUGAGGAGAAAAAGAAGUCACCAGAUUUUAAUUUAACUGGCUCCCAGAGCAACAUGUUAAAACUCUUACGGUCAGCGAAAAAUAUUUCUAACAUGUCCAACCUGAACUCCUCCAGAAUUAAUUCCCCCAAAAGAACAACUGAUUAUAUCCAAAGAGGCUCCCUCAUCAUGGAUAUGGUCCCAGAUAAAGGGAAUUUGAUAUACUCUGAUAAUAGAUCUUUUCAUGGAAAAGACAAUGUUUUUGCGGACAACAUGAAUGAACUUCAGACAUUUGUGGCCAAUAGGCAUAAAGACAACCUCAAUAAUUAUGUUUUCCAGGGACAGCAUCCUCUCACCUUGAAUGAGUCCAAUCCUAAUACAGUGGAAGUUGCUGUGAGCACAGAGUCCAAAGGGAACUCUAGACCGCGGCAACUUUGGAAAAAGUCCAUGGAGUCCUUGCGCCAAGAUUCACUGAGCCAGAACCCAGUCCCUCAACAGCGGGAGAAUGGCUUGGUAGAAAACAGAUCUCACUCUCUGAAGAGUCCCAGGUACCUUCCUGAAGAGGUGGCUCACUCUGACAUCUCAGAAGCUUCAAGUCGGGCCACAUGCCACAUGGAACUUGAGAACAACAACAAACACCACAAGACCAAGGACAAUUUUAAAAAAAGGUCUGGGGCCUCCAAAUAUCCGAAGGACUGCAGUGAUGUUGAGCUCACCUACCUGAAAACCAAAGCAAGCUCCCCCAGGGACAAGAUAUAUACCAUUGAUGCUGAAAAGGAGCCCAGUUUCCACAUAGAACAACCCCAGUUUAUUGAAAACCUUGUCAUUCCUGAGAAUGUGGAUUUCCCUGAAGUAUACCAGGAUCCCAAUGACAACUAUCAAAAGGGGGAUGCUACACUUCCUGUCAACAGGACUCCUUUGCACAAUGAAGAUGGCAAUGUCCCUAAUAAUGACCAGUACAAACUCUUUUCCAAGCAUUAUACUUUGAAGGAAAAAAACUCUCCCCACAGUGAGGGGAGUGACAGAUACAGGCAGAACUCUACUCACUGUAGGAGUUGUCUCUCCAACCUGCCCAACUACACUGGUCAUUACACUACUCGGUCCCCCUACAAAUGUGAUUCCUGCCUGAGAAUGGGUAACCUCUAUGAUAUCGAUGAGGACCAGAUGCUGCAGGAAACCACAACCAACCCUGCCCACUCUGAGGAUACAUACGAGCAAGACUGGGUUCAGAACAAUGCCCUUCAGUUCCAGAAGAAAAAUAAGUUGAGAAUUAGCCGGCAACAUUCUUAUGACAACAUUCUGGACAAACCCAGGGAGAUUGACCUUGGAAGACCCUCUAGGAGCAUAAGCUUAAAGGACAAGGAGAGACUCUUGGAAGGGAAUUUGUAUGGAAGCUUGUUUAGUGUCCCCUCCAGCAAACUGUUGGGGAACAAGGGCUCUCUUUUCUCCCAAGCACUGGAAGACAAUAAGAGGAGCAAAUCUCUCUUCCCAGACCACUCCUCGGAUAACCCCUUCCUUCACUCCUACCAAGAUGACCAGCGGCUGGUCAUUGGGAGAUGCCCCUCUGACUCUUAUAAACACUCAUUGCCCUCCCAAGUGAGAAAUGACAACUACUUGAGGUCUUCCCUCAGAUCAACAGCAUCAUCGUACUGUUCCAGGGACAGCCGGGGCCACAACGACACAUACAUUCCCGAGCAUGUGAUGCCUUAUGUGGCAAAUAAUAAUAUUGUAUACUCUACCCCCAGGGUCCUCAACUCCUGCAGCAAUAGACUCACAGCCCAAACCAGACCCCAGAACUCAGGGCCCUGGAAAGAAUCUGUAUGUCCGCACAUCCGAGGCUACCUUCAGUCUAGGCUGUCAUCAAGAUAUGGAGACGCAUCUGGAAUAAUAGGCCCCAGCUGUUCCUGGUGAGGAAUCCAUAGGAACCCCUUCGGCCGUUGGUUAAUGCGGGUCAAAUGCUUUCUUUUGUUGGGUUUCACAGGCACUUAUUGCUAACUUAAGAGCUCAACAGUUUGCUGUGCAGUCAGAAUUCACAGCUGCAUAACCUAAAAUAUGUAUUUUUUUUAGAUGUCAAUAUGUGGAUCUUACAUCUGUGACACAGUGGACCUCACUAUUUAUUUAUCAUGAAGCCUCGUGUGUACGUAAGUUUGCAUCUCCCCCCUUCUGGUGACUACUCAGGGCUGUAUAGUAUCUCUUACCCCUUCACUCCAAAAGUAACUGUAACUCAUUCUUCACGGAAUGGUCCUGGUGGCAUCUAUUUAACCAUGUAUUGUUAUUCAAGUUGUCAAUGCUUUGUCACGAGCCAACAGCCAUAUGUUUCAUGCCAUCAAGAAGGAGCAGGAUGCCAUCUGUUUGCUGAAGGCUGACACAAUUUUACAUUGAUCAUAUUGCUCUGUGGAAUUGCAAUUUCCACCUCCACCACCCUCUUCCUGAUUCCCAAAUCACUAUACUCCCUAUAUGUUUAGUAGAUACAUGUGCCCAUUAAUUGAAUAUGUAUAUCCUGAUAAUCAUAGAGAAACCGUGGUAGGACAAGUGGUCUGUCACCUCAGACACAUUAGCCUCACUAAUGCCAGCCUGUUUGUCUACGCCUCUUUCAGAAAAGAAGUAUUUUUCCUCUCUAAAUCCACUGAAUUACUUAUUUUUGAUUCCAGAGGACAUAUUGAAAAGAAAAAAAAAUAAAAUUCCUUAAUUAAUUAUAUCAAAAUGAAAGUGGAAGAAAGGACUGGUAUAUCACACCAGUUUUUAAUAUGCACUUUAUUAGACCCGCCUCCAAUGGUAAAAACAAAAAUAAAAUAGUAGAAUGUAAGUAAAAGUCCAGUCCACAAAAACAUGUACUUUAAAUCCUGAAAGAAUGUGAGAUCCUACCCUAACCAUAAAUAUUCUGAGGUACUCCUACUCUUACAUGAUAUGCUCUGGAAAGUUGCCUUGAAUGACCCAGAAUCCCUCUGUGCUUACAGCCAAAGUAGAAUUAUAGAAUUUCCUAGCUGGAAAGGACCAUACUUUAGAUCAUUCUAAUCCGACCUCCUCAUUUUACAAGUGAGGAACUUACUGCCUCCAUUCCCUUCUCAGAAUUUCUCCUCUUUGAUGUUUUUUUUUUUUUUUUUUUUUUUUGAAAAACAAAGAAAAUCAUUACAUAUAAGGAGCUCUCCCUACUUUCACAUUCCUUUCUCCAGGCCAUGAUCUGAGAGGCUCAAAUGCCUCUCUAAAAGAGAGAUAGAAAUGGUGGGAGUGGAGAUAGGGGCAGAGGUUAGGAACCCUUUCUUCAAACAGUUCCUUGGUCUCCUAUUGGGAUUUAAAAUCCAAUAGAAUCCCUAUGGCACUUUAUACCUGAAGAAUUCUUGCUUCAGGAUUUUAGGAGAACAGCUUGGUGAUGGAGGCAGGAACAGUUACUGCACACAGGGCCAUCCCUAGGAAGUACAAGACCUCUCAUUCCCCUUCACAUUUUUAUCCAGAUGAAAUCUGGUCAAGUUCAACUUCAGCCCCAAGGUAGGGGCAGGGUGUGUAUAUGUAUGUAUGUUUAUGUACGGCUGCCUUUAUGGGAAGGGUGAGGCGACCUCACCUAUGAUGCCUUGUUGUAUGAGGGGGGGAAAGAAAGGACUCUGUUUUGGAUGUUAUUUGCUGAUGCUUAUUGUAUUUUUCUUUUUGAUUGCCUAUGUGGGAGGGAUGAUGGGGCCUCACCUAUGAUGCCUUGUUGUAUGAGAGGAAAAGAAAGAUAUUCUGGUUGGAAUGAUUAUAUGCUGAUGCUUAUUGUAUUUUUUUGUCAAUGCUGCCUCCUUUCCUUUUUCCUCAAUCAUAUCCCAGCUGCCUGGUUUCCCAUAAUAAUAGGGAGGCCUAAUCCCAAUUUGCUGUGCCCUGGGGUUGCUUAGCACCCCUUUAUGACCUUAUUACUUUGUACAGAAAUCUGUUGAGAGCUUUUCGCCUUGCUUACAUGAGAACAUUUGUUGCUCACUAACUUAUUGUACCUCCAAUGCUAUAGACCCUACAUUUCACUCCUCCCGUUGUCUAUUCCCUUUCUCUCUUUUGAGAAUGAAAGCAUUUGAGCCCAGAACCAUAAGUGGAUUAUUGAGAAAAGGUGGGAAAAUGACAUAUUCCUGCUCUAGCCAUGUUUUGUGUAUUCUCUCUAUGUAUCCUAAAACCUUAGGAGCUUCCACAUAUAACAGGGAGCAUGGAAAUUUCAUUGGAUUGACCAUCAUAGUCCAAGAAAAUAAACCACAUCACAUCUGCUAUCAAUGCUAUUCUUCUAUAAAGAAACUUGGAAGUAGCUUCUAUUUAGGAGAGGAGGGGAGACAUGAGUUUGUAAGAAAACUAUUAGAAUUCUAAAGGAUUUCAAAGGAAGCAAAAAAUAAGGAACGAUAAAUGAUAGGGAUAGAGAAAUUUCCUUCAUUUUGCAAUUGAAGAAGCUUUGGCCCAGAAAGGAGAGGUGACUUACUUGUGUUCACCCAUGGAGUAAGUGGAAGAGUAUGGACUGGAUCUCCUGACUCUCACUUCACUGGGGUUGUAGCUUUUAUUGCUACACCAUACUACCUCUAACAAAUAUAUGAGUUUUUUCAGUCAUUGUGCCUGAGGGUUUAUGUUUUGAUAUAUACAAAAACCAAUUCAUUUGACUUGAUAUAUUAUUUUAGUAGUAGAGAUAGCAUAGGGUCAUUCUACAUUAAUCCUAAUGUCCAUCCUUUGAAGGAAGAAUGCUUAAACAUGAAUUUCAAGUUAUUUGUAUUUGUGUUAAGCAGAAUGAAAAAAAUGUGGAACCCUCUUAAGUGGAGCUGUGAAAUAUUAAAUCCUUGAAAAUUCUACUUGGCCAGCUUUAGCAGACAUGGGAAGGCAAUUGAACCUGUUAUGCUUGAGCAGGAGUUAGUUUAUUUUGCUUAACUUAAAUGGCUUGGAUGAAUGCUAUGUGAUUUUGAAUGACCUUUAAAUAGUUGUCAACCCUUGGGCAUAACCUAUCAGGCUGUUUAAAGACAGGCAUGCACCAUUGGCAAAUGAUCAGGAUACCUUGUGUGGGCCAUGAUAGAUGCAUAUAUAUUAUAUUAAAAAAGCAGCAUGUGAAGCAACUAUUUUCCCAGUUCAUCAACUCCUACCUAAAAACAGGGUGGGCCCUUUGGAAGCAAAUGUCCUCCUGAUAGGCUACUAGAGAUCCCUAGUCCAUUGGGACUUCAAUAUCAUGGAAAUGAAGCUUCCUAAGGUCCAGAGCUCAACUCUAAGCAGAAUAACUUUUCAUCUCCAUCAUCCCACUAAUGUAAUUCAGCCCUGUUGUAAACCCUACAGCAGUUUGUUUGUUUCUAAAGAAUGCAAUCUUUAAAAAAAAUAAUAUAGUUAAUAUUACCAGUGUGAGCCAGUACCAUGAAUGGAAUUUCAUGGAUUAUAUUUUGUGUUUUUACUCUACAGUUUGACUCCAGAGUCAUGGUUUUCCUCUUCUGGUAAGAAUGCCAGCUAGAGAAAAAAAGAUAAUAAAACAAAUAAAAAAUAAAUAAAACCAACAAAACAAAACAAAACAAAAAAACUUGAACCCUGUUGCUGCUGAAUCAAUUCAGAGUUAACUCUGGGAAAAAUUAUAUAUACAUACAUAUAUAUAUACAUAUAUAUAUAUAUAUAUAUAUAUAUAGUCUUGUUUACAAAUGGAAUAUUUUGGCUUAAAAGAGAAUGAUAGUGUGGGUGUUUAAUUAGUCAAAAGAUACACAGCAGACGUGCACUUGAGCAUUGUUUACUCAAUUUGGUAUAUCUAUACUGAUAUGUAUUUAAUAUUCUGUAUCUUUCUCUGGAAAUGACAAAUGCCCUGAAUUCUUUGCAAGUUGAAAAUGCUAAUGAAAAACAAAAGUGUUAAAAUUAAUUAAGUGAUGAUUAAAAAUUUAUCUCCUUUAAACCUAAAAUGUACGGCUUUCAUAACUGGGUUGUCAUAGAAAUAAAUACCUUAUGUUGGAAUCCCUUAUGGUGCCAGACCUAAAUAAAUACUAAUUUGGGAAGCUUAAAUAUCAUUCAAGGGAGUUGAAGGUACUUUCUAUCAAUGAGUCUGUUUCUGGUGGCUUAUUAGUAUAUAAGGUCAUUACAGAAAUUUAGGCUUACUGUGCAUGGAACUGUUAACGACAAGUUGUAUAUUUGGCUUUACUGUGGACAAACUAUCACUCAGUGAUGGCAAGAUAUACAGAAAUAGCUUUACUUCAAUGUGGGGAAAAGUUUAGUAUAACUCAAAUGUAUUUGAAUCUAAUUAAAAUAAAGCAAAGAUUUAUACUGUAAAGUCUUUCUCUUUCCAGUAUAGCGUUUGUUUAUUUAUUUUUACAGAAAACAAACACAAAACUGCUAUUCCUUCCCAGAUGGUCUCAUUUUCACUUCUUUGGAGCAGGAUUAUAUGAUUUCCAAAGGUCUUGUGCUUUAACAUGUCACUCAGUUGGUGACUUUUUUGCCCUUUUAUUUAUCCCUUUAUACUGUACUAUGUUAGCAUCAAAUUGUAUUAGAAUAAAAUAGAUUUAUCACUGAUAACAAGCAGAAGUAAUCAAAUGCACUUAUCCUGUGAAUAUGCUAGUGUACACAUGUAUAUAAUAUACAUGUUAAUACACAUAUGAGUGUAUUAUUCACAUAAUAUUGUAUAUAUUGUAAAGUUACUACUGUUAAAAUUAAACGGUGAUUAUGAUAUUAACAUAUGGAAAACCCAUUCUGGUUAUUUUAAUUGAAUGAUGUCUGUGUUAUAGAGGUCAGUUUCCUGGUGUCUCCUCUCUGAAGUGAAAACCGACCCUUCCCAUCCUCCUGCCCUCCCCCUCCCCCAACUCCUCUGCUAUUUAUACUAAUGGAAAUUGGGCAUUUGGCACCUGUUUUUGUUUUUGUUUUUUUGUUUUUUUCCUCUGAAGGAAGCUGAAGGACUUAGAGCUGUAAGGGACUUUAGAAAACAUCACACUGAACCCCAUUAUUUGACAGAAGAAACUGAGAUAAAGAAAGCAUAGGAUAGAACCCAAGCUUCCUAAAUCCAGUCUAGAGAAGGCUCUACUAUAAUCAAUUGCCUCUUAUCUAGCUCUCCAGCUAGAUGACCUCAAAUCAUGAACUGGUGCUUCUGAAUCAAAAAGUAGAAAACAGCCCAGAAGAGGCUUCUUUGACUCUUAGGAAGCACAAGUUGGAACUUUCCUGUUUUUCCUUGGUUUUCUCUUUGAAGUUUGCUGGAAUUAAUUCAUCUACUCUCUCCCCACUCCUCUUUAUCCGUUCACCUAUAGAAAGUGAAUCUCAAUGGUUAUUUCUAAGCAACCACCCCAUCCAAAGAUAAAGCAUAGGGAAAUGGGAUUGGUUAUUUAUGAAUCUAUGCUAAAAUGUAGAACUGAAAAGUUUAUUUGCAUUUUUGUUUCCAGCUGCCUUUCCUUGAAGAAUGAAAGUUAAUCAACUAAAUUGAAUACCUAAUAUGUGCCUUGAACUCUCCUAGGCACUGUGGGGGAUAUCGAAAUAUAAUUCCUGUUCACAAGACACUUUCUCUUACAUUAGUUUAUUAAUAUAACAGAACUGAAGAUAUAUGAAAAGUGCAGUGAUUUAAAACCAAUUAAUACUUGGGAGCAUCAAAAGAAAAUUGCCAGUUUCUAUUCCAUAGUCAGAUAAAUUGCUCCAAAGCUUAGUUACUUCCAGGAGUAAGAUGAUUAGAUUAGAAGCUGCAUUCGCCCUUCUGAAGAUUUUAGGCUUUACAGAGCAGGAGUGACUCAUGAAAAAUUUCAAUCUGCCACAGUACUUUUGCCUACUCUUGCCCAACCAAUUCAGGGAUGUUACAUUUCUACUCAAGUAUACAAAAUCUUUUCCCCCCUCCCCCCCCCACCACCAUUGCCUUAUGGCACUCGGUUUGAAAAGAGAAAUAAACUUCAAUUGAAGAAUAGGGAAAGGAUAAGGCCAAGUCCAUGAGACAGCUUUCCUGAAUAUAUUUUUUCUUUUUUUUCCAAUUGAGAUAACGUGAAAACCAUGUUUGCUAGAUGAAUGUGUGAAUGUUAUGGUGAGAUCAUGAAGAGGAAUAAAUUUUUGGAUGGGAUCUAAGUGCCUAUAAUUGUAGCAGCUGAUAAAUAAAAUGACUAGUCAGUUCCCUGGAGAAAAAUAAAAGGAUUUGGAGUGUGAUAGUGAGUAACCAAAAAAUAAAAAUAAAACCAUUCUAGAAAUUAUCAAAGGAUUGUAUAUUUUGUUCAUUGAAAGGCAUUUUCAAAAGGUGACACUUCAUCUUGUGAAGAAAGGAAUAGGUUUGUCAAAAUGUGGGCAUUUUGUCAACAAAUAUUUAAUGAUAAUACCGUAGGCCUAGAGGGGUCCUCUUUGGAGUUUCUUCUUGGAGGUCACCUGAGAAAUAGCUCUCUGCUCUUAGUUCUUUAUUCUUUUCUCAACAUUUCAGACAAGGAGAUUCCAGGAUUCUUGUUUAUGUAUUCCAUUGUCUUAUAAUCUGUGUGUGGUCAAGAAGUUUUGUGAGUAAGUUCACCUUUGAAUGUUUAGCUUGUAAUGUCUUGAACCUCCUACACUUAGCAUUACCAUUCACUAUCCCGAAGAGACUUGAAGACUGUUAUUAAGUCCCCUCCUCGUUGCUCAUUGCUCUUCAUCUUAUCCUUCUUUUGCUGAGUCCUAAAGUAUGGGAAUGGAGGGGGGCACAAUUCCUGUACAUUACUCAUGUUUUCCUUAUGCUAAUAUUUAUUCUUUGUCCAUAGAAUGUGUGUGUGUAUGUAUGUGUGUGUGUGUGUAUAUAUAUAUAUAUAUAUAUAUAUAUAUACAGUAUAUACACAGAUACAGUAAUCCACACAUGCACAUGUAAAAAAGAGACCCUUCCCUUCUUUCUUUAAUAAAUUCCCUCUAACACAUCUAUUUCUUUCUAAAUUUGUUUCAACCAACAAUGUACAUUCCUGAAAGAUUACUAUAUUUAUGAGUUAUUCUCUCUUAUUCCUUUUGAUUAGAGAUUCUGAACCUGGGAUCCAUGAAUAUACACAAUGUUGUGCAUGCUUACAGAUACACACAUAUACAUUUCAAUGUAAUAUAUAUAAUAUAUAUUUUAAUCCCAUAUUUUUUGCUUUGUGUAUUUAAAGCUAUUAUUCUGAGAAAGACUCCACAGAUUUCAUGGAACUACCAAAAAGGGUCCAUUACAGAAGAGUCAAAGAACUCCAGACCUAAGUGUUUAAGAACUCUGAUCUUCAAGAAUGAUUGGAUUCUGUAGAGUGGAAUUAUAAAGAAAUCUUUUUUUUAUUGAAUGUGUGAUCUAAAGCUGAAUUUACUAUCAAACAUGCUGAGGACAGGUAGUGAUCUAUUCUCUCUGCAAGGCUGGCAGUUGUAAUAUGCCUCAAUAUCUUAACCUUCCUAGCUAAGUAUUAGAAUGGGGAUUAAAGUUUACCUAGAGAAUGGUUGUUUAGCUUGUUCCCUUUAAAUAUUAUUGAAUUGUGAAGCUCUAGCUUUCACUGCAGAGAGAGCAGAAAUAGUUAAAUUCCAAGUGAUGGAACUGAGAACAUGAAAGUCCUAUCUUGUCAAGCCAAAUUUCCCAGUCAAUGAAAGAGGAAGGAGAGUUCCUAGGAACCCUAUCGAUGAAAAGUUCAUUGAGUUAUGUAGGGUCAUCUUAUGUAGGCAUAAAGACUGUCAUUUCCUCCUUAAUGAAAAAAAAUAUUUUUUAUUUAUUUUGCUAAAUGGGAAUAAAAACCAUUUCUAAAUAUUAGAACAACUUUUGUUUAGCUUCUACUUUGAAUACCAGUUUUUGAGUUAUAAUAUAAAAAAAAACUUUUUUCUCAAUAUAUAUUGGGAAGAAAUAACUGUGUUUAUAUAUAAAGGUGCAAUUUACUUCCUCAAGCAGGAAUUCUUAGGAUUGUUUGUGUCACAGACCCCUUUGGCAGCCUAUGGACCUUUUUGAAGUCUAUGGACCCUUUCUCAGAACAAUUUUUUUCUUAUGUACAAAAUAAAACACAGGUUUACAAAGGAAACCAAUUAUAUUAAGAUAGUUAUUAAUUUUUUUAGAUCACAGAACCUAGAUUAAGAACUCUUGCCUCAAAGUUGUAUCUCUGAAUAAAUAAAAUUAAUAGGAAUAGAUGGGGAGAGAAAUCUGUCAUAUUAUUUUAAAGGCAACCAUUCCCACUAACCCAUAUCCAAAUUACAAGAAGUCAAAAAGAAUAUCCACUAUCUUUAGCAACCAAACAAGUCAGAAUUCAGCAUCUUUCAGGAUAUUGGUAUCAAAUACAGUGACAUUAUAAAUGUUCUUUUUUGUGAAAUAUAGGGUUUUUUGGGAUAACUU